AUGUCUGCUACCUUGUGCCCGGCAAGGAUCAUAUCGCGGGAUGAGUUUAUCGCUCUUCAUGGAGAAACACCAAUCUGCAAAAUUGCUGGUUUUCAGCCAGCGCGCAUAUAUCCUGACUAUAUGCAUGUGGUGCACUUGGCCCUUGGCGUUGAUGCGGUGUCAAGCGUGAUUUUGGAUCUUUGCGACCACCCAGCCCUGAUUGAGGGGAACACCAGAGAUGAGAAACUCAGCAAACUACACGCAAACUACAAGGAAUGGUGUGAAGCGACCAGCGUGAGUGACCGUGCUGCCCGUAAAUUUUUUACUGCAGCUGUACUUCGGCCAGCUGGUGGUGCUCAGUAUACUGCUGUGAGUCAAAAAAUUUUGUCGGCGACGGCGUGUCGCUAUCUCAUUCUAUGGCUGUCAAGACUCCUGAUGGAAAUCGAUUUGGAUGACGAUGUGCACACGUAG
This is a messenger RNA of Cladocopium goreaui, 450 nucleotides long. Lineage: Eukaryota; Dinophyceae; Suessiales; Symbiodiniaceae. The record is from the annotation of a GenBank genome assembly.